Pangasianodon hypophthalmus (striped catfish) is the source of this 2088-nucleotide messenger RNA. It is a transcript of the gene b3gat2, whose product is annotated as beta-1,3-glucuronyltransferase 2 (glucuronosyltransferase S). Gene Ontology annotation, biological process: chondroitin sulfate proteoglycan biosynthetic process; carbohydrate metabolic process. Gene Ontology annotation, cellular component: Golgi membrane. Bases 544 to 1464 code for a protein of 306 amino acids. The transcript is spliced from 4 exons. Gene Ontology annotation, molecular function: galactosylgalactosylxylosylprotein 3-beta-glucuronosyltransferase activity. Lineage: Eukaryota; Metazoa; Chordata; Actinopteri; Siluriformes; Pangasiidae. The record is from RefSeq and is a predicted model, not a curated record.
UCUCAGUGCCUCGCAUGACAGCGCUGUUAUUUCUGAGGCAGCAGCAGCAUCAGAGCUGGACCUGCGCACUGUUUCUCAGCUCCAGAGCUCAGAAGCGCAUCUCAGAGGAGGGAUGGAGGCAAAGCCGGCAAUGCGUUCAGGGACUGCUUUCUGUGGAUCCAAUGCAAUAACUGUACCUGUUGUUUGUUAUUCCUGCCGUCGCUUUCAAUGCUGAUGAGUGGAGGAAUAGGGUUUUGUCUCGCCUUUAGUCUUUUCAGAGGAGACUGGAAACGCACACAGGAUGGCUCGGAAGGAGCCGCUGUAAGAACUGCGUGAGUUUGAACGCUGGUGGACGGUGAGAGAAGCGAAAUAAGCACAAAAAGUAAAUUCUCUCUAUGGUUUAAAGAUGUAUUUAAAUAGAUAGUGAGCGAUUAGAUUAUGUUCGAUGGGGAUAGCAUUAAGUUCUUGUUGAUUCCGCAUCCUUUAGGCUGCUUGUGUUAAAAUAUCCCGCCUGACUGAGAUGGAUUGGUGAUCCCGCGUCUCCGGGAGCGUCCUAACUUUGCCAUGAUGAAGUCCAUCUUCUACAGCCGCUUCUUCAUCCUGCUGCCGUGGGUGCUGAUCGUCAUCAUCGUGAUAGACAUCGACACGAAGAGGUCCUCCGUGCGCAACACGGCGCACUCGUACCUGUCCCGGCUGAGCAGCGCGCCGCGGCGGGACGCAGGGGUCCAUGCGCUCAACCGCAGCGCGCCGCCGCCGCCGCUCAUCUACGCCAUCACACCCACGUACAGCCGCGCCGUGCAGAAAGCCGAGCUCACGCGCUUGGCCAACACUUUCCGCCAGGUCCCGCACUUCCACUGGAUCGUGGUGGAGGACUCUGCAAGUCGCACCGAGCUCGUGUCGCGCUUCUUGGCGCGCGGCCGCGUCCCGUACACGCACCUGCACGUGCUCACUCCGCGCCGCUUUAAACGGGCCGGCAUGCCGCGCGCCACCGAGCAGAGGAACGCCGCGCUGUCAUGGCUCCGCGCGCACCGCACUGCCACCGACUCCGGAGUGGUGUUCUUCGCCGACGAUGAUAACACGUACAGCCUGGAGCUAUUUGAAGAGAUGCGUUUGACUAAAGGAGUAUCCGUAUGGCCGGUAGGACUCGUAGGGGGCCGCAGGUAUGAGCGCCCCGUUGUAGAAAACGGCAAAGUGGUGGGCUGGUACACAGGCUGGAAGGCUGACCGACCUUUUGCCAUCGACAUGGCAGGCUUCGCCGUGAACCUCCAAGUGAUCCUAGCUAACCCACAAGCUCUGUUCAAGAGGAGAGGAGCCAAGCCAGGCAUGCAGGAGUCUGACUUCCUCAAACAAAUAACCAAGCUGGAGGACCUGGAGCCAAAAGCUCGCAACUGCACCCAGGUCCUGGUUUGGCACACCCGCACAGAGAAGGUCAACCUGGGCAACGAACCCAAACGGCACCAGGACUCUGUUCUGAUUGAGGUCUAGCAGACAGGACUGGCGUGGGAGGCCUCACAGCAUAUUGCCCCAAGUAGCCACUAUCCCUGGUACUUUCCCAAUUAGUGUCAACCUCUGGACUGAGAGCCUGCUGAUUCAUGCUGGAAUCUCUGUGUGAACUCUGAUGUCUGUGUCAUCUAACUCAACACUUUGGACCAUCCAAUUUAGUGAACUUAUUUCUGACUGCAUAAAUUGGCUGGGCAUCAUUUUGUUAAUGAGAAUAUCCCAUCAUACUGAGGAAGCAUACUGAGUUACUAGUAAAGAACUCAACUUUUAAACCCGUAUCAUUCGGUACAGCUGUCUUCACUGGCUGCUAGUAGAAACUUUUACCUUAAGACUGAAGAGAAAAUCUGGAGUGAAAGCACCUGAUGAAAUCACAAUGAUGAUUCAAUGUCUCUUUCACCCUAGAGAACGUAAUAUAUACUUGGGAACAGUUGGAGAACACUAAGUAUAUGAAGCUGGAAGCAUCUGAAGAAGAGCCAGCUGUUGGAGAAAGAACAUUUGGCUUAAAUGUACAUUCAGUGGACGUACGUAACUGUAGCUAUACAAGUUCAUUGUAUUUAAGCAGUUAUUGGAUAAAGCUUUCUGUAAAAAGACUUUAUUGCCAUGAAUGUG